CCAUGCCUUGCCCCUGGCGGCUAAGGCUGCUCAGAUGCUCCGCAAGCGGGCGCAGCGCUUCCUCAGCUCCGCCACAGCCCCUCUCUACCCGCCAUGGCCGCGCGCCUCGUCCGUGGGUCCCUGCGCCUCCUGGGAGCGCGCUGCGCCUGGCGCCCGCCCGCCGCGAGGUGUUCACAUUCUGGAGGGGAAGCACGUCUAGAAAGUUCCUCUGCUAAAAGAUUUACAGAUAUAGGAAUCAGAAGAAUCUUUUCUUCAGAGCACGAUAUUUUCCGGGAGAGUGUAAGGAAGUUUUUUCAAGAAGAAGUGGUUCCUUAUCAUGCAGAAUGGGAGAAAGCUGGAGAAGUGAGUAGGGAGCUUUGGGAAAAAGCCGGAAAACAAGGAUUGCUCGGUAUCAACAUUGCAGAGCAUCAUGGGGGUAUCGGCGGUGACUUGUUCUCAGCAGCUAUCGUUUGGGAGGAGCAAUGCUACACAAAUUGUACAGGCCCAGGUUUUAGUCUUCAUUCAGAAAUUGUCAUGCCCUACAUUGCAAAUUAUGGCUCGGAAGAACAGAUUAAACACUUCAUCCCCCGGAUGACUGCAGGCAAAUGUAUCGGUGCCAUCGCCAUGACGGAGCCGGGGGCUGGGAGUGACUUACAAGGAGUCAGAACAAAUGCCAAAAAAGAUGGAAGUGACUGGAUUCUCAAUGGAAGCAAGGUGUUCAUCACCAACGGGUGGCUAAGUGAUGUGGUGAUUGUAGUCGCAGUCACAAACCGCGAAGCUCGAUCCCCUGCCCAUGGCAUUAGCCUUUUUCUGGUGGAAAAUGGGAUGAAAGGAUUCAUCAAGGGACGGAAGCUACAAAAAAUGGGAUUAAAGGCCCAGGAUACUGCAGAAUUGUUCUUUGAAGAUGUCCGAUUGCCAGCAAGUGCCCUCCUUGGAGAAGAGAACAAAGGCUUCUAUUACCUCAUGCAAGAGCUCCCACAGGAAAGGUUGUUAAUUGCUGAUUUGGCAAUUUCUGCCUGCGAAUUCAUGUUUGAAGAAACCAGGAACUACGUAAAGCAGAGAAAAGCCUUUGGGAAAACAAUUGCACACAUACAGAACAGUGUGCUGCCCAUGCCAGCAGAGUCUCAUCAUCUUGUGUUUCCCAAGGCUCUUCAUUGCUAACAAUACAGCAGCUGACCUGUACCAUGUGGGUCUGUAUAAGGAAGUUGAAGCAAAGAAAAUUUACAUAACUUCAUCAAAACUACACAGACAUUCUUAAGUCCAAAAUCUACAUUCUUAACCACAUGGGUCUUGUUGCCCAAAAGUCUGAGUAAAUGGCCCUUUUUUCUUUCUAUAUUUUUGCUCACUCAGUGGGUACUGAAAUAAAAAUGGAAUGUACUAUUCUAAGUCGAGGUCCCGAUUAGUCAUAUCCUGUGUGGUUCAUGCUCUUGAUUUUAAGGGCACAGAGGAUGGGGGGGGGGUGCUUUUCCCUUGUGUGCCUGCAUAAAGGGUAUCUAGUUCUUAAUUAACUGAAAGAUUAGCUAACACAGCUCAUCUGUUUCCAUUUACAUCUGAAGGCAUCGGGUAUGUACAGCUAAUGGUGUUGUUUAAAUGACUGCUGGGCCAGGUAAUCUCCCUCAGAGUCUUCGGAUUCUAAGAGUCUGAGAUAUUUGUUACUGUGAACUCUGAAGGAGCCUCUAUCCAGUCGUCUUAGUAACUUAAAAAGAAUUUUUAAAGUGCUAGGUGCGGUGGUACCGAUUAGCAGAUGUUAGUAACUGCUGAAGAUAUUGCUGUGAACUUGUUGAUCAUCCAUCGGGAACGCUUGCCUCACGCUGUGUGGUGCUGCUGUUAGCUCCCAUUCUCUAGAGGAUGGCUUCAGGACACACGGCGCAGUGUCUGCAGUGAAGGGCAAAGGCCAGGCUGCUUCUGUUAGGUGGCGCUCAGCUCAGCGCCAAGAAUAUGUAAAUAUGCAAUCCCUUUAUCUGCAGAGAGUAAAUUAUGUACUCUUGGAGGCAUUAAUUUUUCUCAGAGCUCUGGACCUCCCUGAAUGCCAGGUUUUAAGUGACUCCAUCCUGGUGUGAAAUUUAACUUGAGCUUCUGGAAUCUCCCACCACUCCCAUGGGAAUAGUUCUCAUGUGAGAGAAUCGGGCUUCUCUCACACGUAAAUUCUCAAAUGUGGCAUUCUGGUGGGCAAAAAUGUCUUGAGCUUUGUCAGAUUCUCCUUUAUUUUCCAAA
Molecule: messenger RNA, 2193 nt
Organism: Cavia porcellus (domestic guinea pig)
Lineage: Eukaryota; Metazoa; Chordata; Mammalia; Rodentia; Caviidae
Gene: Acadl
Product: acyl-CoA dehydrogenase long chain
Exons: 10
Coding region: 94-1140 (348 amino acids)
Biological process (GO): long-chain fatty acid catabolic process
Molecular function (GO): flavin adenine dinucleotide binding; long-chain fatty acyl-CoA dehydrogenase activity
Source: RefSeq, a predicted model, not a curated record